Pelagomonas calceolata is the source of this 3437-nucleotide messenger RNA. The record is from the annotation of a GenBank genome assembly. NCBI's taxonomy places the organism in Eukaryota, Pelagophyceae, Pelagomonadales, Pelagomonadaceae.
AUGAGCGCUGCACCCAGCGAAGCGGCCGCCGCUGCCCCGGCACCGGGCGAAAAGCAGGCCGCCCGCCUGCCCGGCUUGCGCGGCCACCACAAGCUCUACCUCGCUGCCGUGGCGCUGGUCGCGGUGUGCGUCUGGCUCAUCGUCUGGCUCGUGGUCUUUGGGAAGGUGCUGCCCGACGACAUUGUGGGCUUCGCCGCAGUCGUCUUCCAAGUCACUGUUAAGACGGGCAUUAUGGCGCUGCUCUUCGCGCGCUACGUCGCCGGCGCGGGCACCGUCGUGGCGCCGGCGGACCCCGAGGGCAAGGUCGGCGCGGCGCCGGGCCUCCGCGCCUGGGCGCACGAGGCCUUCGAGCUGGACGCGGCGAGCGCGCGGGCACGGGGCGGCGUCGACGCGGAGCUGCACGUCCGGCGGAUCCGGAUGCGGCUGGCCUGUUUGCAAGUCUGGGCGUUGCUGGCAGUGCCACUGGCGUGCGUCUACGCGCUGGAUCCGAAGGAAUGCGGGUGGUUCCCCGAACGGACGUGGGUCGAGCAAGAGCCCUGCUCGGGCGAGAACCCGUGCUGCGGUUGGAAUGAGCGUGGUAGUGCGAAUGCGUGGGUGGAGAAUGAGGAGCUAAUAGAGGCAAACUGCGAGGAACAGAAGUGUCGACAAAGAUCGAUUACGACCGGGAAGCCAAAUGGGGACACUUAUGAGCCAUGUUGCGACAUGCUGGGUAUAAAGUAUGAUGCAAACGACUGGAGUAUGAUGUUCGAUUAUCAAAGUACUAUGAUUCCACAGUGUGCUUCAGAUUGGACCGCUACGGCUUGUCAUUUCGAUUCUAUCCAUAAUAAAUGCCAGGAACUGAAACUCUCGGGCAAAGAAUGCGAGCCCAUCUGCCUGGUCACGGUCAAGCGCGCGGGCUGGGGCCGGGCCCGGUCGCCGGGGUUCGACCGCAUCUCGCUCGAGAAUGUCUUAUGCCGCGAGGGCAACACGGCGACGUGGCAGCUCUGGCUCGCGAUUCUGGCGCUGUACCUCGGCCACUGGGCGGCGUACAGAAUCGUCGACGCGCACGACGAGGAGGCCACCGAGACCAUCCGCGCCGCGGCGGAGGACGCGCCGCCGCACCACUACGCCGUCGCGACGACGGGCCUGCCCGAGCAUCUGCGGGAGCCGGCCGAGCUCGAGGCGUUCUUCGAGGGCGUCUUCGAGAGGCCCGGCGCCGUCGUGCGCGUCGUGCCGUGCCGCCACCUGAGCGCGGCCACGCGCAUGGUGGAGGCCCUCGCGGGCGGCGCGCCGCCGCCGCCGGAGGGAGACGCCGCGCCCGAAGCGGCCGCCCGCGACGCGGUGGAGGCCGCCGACGCGGCCGCCGCGCACGUCGAGCAGCUCAAGGCCGCCGGCGCGGCGCCGGCGGCCGUCGCGGAGGCCGAGGCGCGCCGCGAGUCCCUGAAGGACAAGGCCGCGCGCGCGCUCAAGGGCCUCUUCGGCGGCGACGGCGGCGCGCGCGGCCGCGUCCAGGCGUUCCGCGAGGCCCUCAAGGAGGUCGAGCGGGCCGAUUGGCGGCAGGCGCUGCACGAGCGCUGGGAGGGCAAGGAACGGCAGCGGUUCCAGCGGGGCUGCGCCAAGUGCAUCGACGGGUGCAUCUGCUGCUGCUCGUUCGUCGGGCGCAAGAUCCAGAACCAGGCGGCGUCGCCCGCGGACGCGCGGCGCCGCUGCGAGGAGGCGAGGAAAGCUGUCGCUGACCACGCGGCCGAGGCGUCUCCGGACGGCGGGUCGGCGAUCGUCAUCUUCUCGAGCCUCGAGAGCGCCGAGGCCGCCGCGACCUGCCCCCUCGGGGCGCCGGACGCGGCGACGGAGGUCUCGAAGCCGACGUACCGCGAGGACAAGCCGUAUCGGAAACAGGAAAAGCGCAGCCGCUUGAUCGUGACGCUGGAGACGGCGGGAUACUACUUAACGGGGUUGCAGGGCUGCGGGUGCCGCAAGAGCAAGCCCGUGCCGAUGGAGGUGACGCCGCUGCCGGAACCGAGAGAUAUAGAUUGGGGCGAGCUCGAGACGCUCGACCAGGAGCGCGGCGAGAAGUCGGACCGGAUGAACGCGGGGCGGCUCAUCAAGCUUUGCGUCUGGUUCGGCUACUCGGCGAUCGUCGCGGUGUUUGCCGUGAACUGGGAGGCGCUCUGCAAGGAAUACGCCAAGGACGACGCCGGUGGGCCCUCGGACACCGCGCUGCUCUGGGACCUGCUCGCCGGCUUCGUGCCGGCGUUCUUUCAGGGCUGGCUCUUCGACUACGUGGCGGUCAUCUUGUACAACACAAACCGCAUGUUCAACAGUUUGUGGAGCGAGUCGUCGCUGCAGGCGAGCGUCGCGCGGGACUAUUCCAUCUUCUUCUGGAUCGUCGCGUUCGGCGCGUACCUGCUGUCCGUCACCUGGGCCGACAUCUCGAACGAGGCCUGGUCCUGCGAGGGGGAGUGCGACGCCGCCGAGGAUGAAGACGAGGACGCCGACGUCGACGCUGCGAGCUUCAACCCGAGCGUCGCGUUCCGGCUUAUGGCCCGCGCGGUGCCCCGCCACGCGUGGCCGUUCGCCGCCAUUUUCCUCAUGCAGCUCGGCGACAUGGCGGCCGACGCGCUCAGGGUAGUCCCAUACAUCAAGUACGAGCUCCUGAAGCGGGCCAAGGUCGCGUCGGAUGCGAGCUUGGCGGAAUCGCUCGAGCCGGAGGACGCUGACCUCGGAGCGCCGGCCGGUUGGGAGGCGUUCGCGCUGCUGGUGGGCGCGACUUUCGCCUGCAUCUCGCCGUUCACGUGCGCCGUCUGCUACCUCUACUUCGUGGCCGCGUACGAGGCCGGAAAGCAUGCUCUGUGUUGCCUCGAGACCAUGCCCUUCGAUACGCGCGGCGCGCUCUGGUUCGACGGCGUCGCCCAGACCCACACCGCGCUGUUUAUCGCGCUGGUCAUCCAGCUUGUCGUAUUGUGGUUUAACUUCACCAAUAAAGGGUUCUGGCCGGUCAUCGGCGGCAUCCCCAUCCUGCUCAUGUGGAAGCGCUACCAGGACAGGUGUCGCCGCCGGCACGCUACGCGGAAUCUCCACGGCUUGGCGCGGGGCAGGAUGCCGCUGAGGGACGGAAACGCCGUCGACGCGCUGAGGGACGGAGACGUCGUGCGCGACGCCCUGGUUCAUCUCGCCGACCGCGACCGCUUCUUCGAAGCGCCCGAGGUCCUGCCGCCCAGAGACCACCCGGUGUACCGGGACGCCCUGCCGGGGCCGCCCAUCGACGACGCGACGGACGUCGAGGCGCGGCUCGAGGCGGUGAACGCGUGGCUCAGGCGCCACGACGACGCCGCGGCCGCGUUCCUCGAGCGCGUCAACGGGACCGCGACCGUGCUCGGCGAGGACGACAUCGCGGUCUCGGACGACAUCGCCUGCGGUACGAUUGGCUGUGGCGGCCUCUAAAUAUCAUGAUAGUUAAA